AAAGCAAAGUCCCCUGGGCUGGGGUAUAUCUUCUUUUUUAAAAAAGUCAAGCCACAAACCGCAACCGGCCACUGAGCGAGGCAAUAACUCCGAAAAGUGGCGUUUUGCAAAACUUUUUGAAACUCCUCCUCUUGCAGUCAGAGCAAAGUAUCCGGCCGCUGUCGGUUUCUUAAGUCACUGGAGUGACUUUGGAGUGCGGCUGAACCACAAAUCAUUAGCAUAUUUGGAGCUGACCUUGGUCGGUUGGGUUGUCCGCCUGCCAAAAAGAAGAAAACCCCUCUCCUUACCAAGAAACAAUUGCAACUUGGGGGAAGAAAACGAUGGAGGGCCACAAGACCAGCAAUUCACCCGAGGUGCAGGAUGUCUUGAAAGAAUCUGGAACCGGUGACGAAGAUGCAGCCGCAGCCUCUCUCUGGACCGCCUCUGCCAACGGGCUGGUCAAACUGAGGAUAGACGCUACUUGCUCCCAGAAGCCGAUAACGGUGCACGACAUGUUCCUGGAAUCCCUCGAGAAAUACGGGUCCCUCAACGCGAUGGCCAGCAGGAAGGACGGGAGAUGGGAAAAGAUCACUUUUCUGGAGUAUUACAAUCUUUCUCGGAAAGCAGCCAAGAGCUUCCUCAAGCUUGGCCUGGAACGAUUCCACGCGGUGGCGAUACUUGGGUUCAAUUCUGCAGAGUGGUUCAUUCUGGCGGUGGGAACCAUCUUUGCUGGCGGGAUUGUAACAGGAAUCUACACAACCAAUUCCCCCGAGGCCUGCCAGUAUAUUGCGCACGACUGCCGAGCAAACAUCAUUGUAGUAGACAACCAGAAACAGCUGGAUAAAAUCAUGCAGAUUUGGCACCAGCUGCCACACUUGAAAGCUGUUGUAAUGUACAGGGAUCCCAUGUCGGAGAAACAUCCCAAUUUGUACGCGAUGGACGAAUUCAUGGCUCUGGGCAACCAAGUUCUAGACGAAGAUCUCGAUGCGAUUAUUCAUUCCCAAAAGCCGAAUCAGUGUUGCGUGUUGAUCUACACAUCUGGAACGACCGGGAAGCCCAAAGGGGCGAUGCUGAGCCAUGAUAAUAUUACCUGGACCUCCGCGCACGCUAGCCGAGCGGGCAACAUGCAGCCCGCCGAAAUCCAACAGGAGACGAUAGUCAGCUACCUUCCGCUGAGCCACAUAGCGGCCCAAAUCUACGACCUCUGGACAGGGAUCAAAUGGGGAGAGCAAGUUUACUUUGCGGAACCGGAUGCCUUGAAGGGAGGCCUGGUGGACAUCCUAAAGGAAGCCCUGCCCACGUCUCACAUGGGAGUUCCUCGGGUGUGGGAGAAGAUCAUGGAGAAAAUCAAAGAGAUCUCUUCGCAGUCGGGAUUUCUGAAGAAGAAGAUGCUGUCCUGGGCCAUGUCCGUCAGCUUGGAGAGAAACCUGAGCGGUUCAAACAGUGACUUGAAGCCGUUCCGGAUGAGAUUAGCAGACUAUUUGGUCCUGGCGAAGAUCCGUCAGGCUUUGGGAUUUUCUCAGUGCCAGAAGCACUUCAGUGGAGCCGCUCCACUCCCUGCAGAGGUGAUGCGUUUUUUCCUGGGCUUGAAUAUCCCCUUAUACGAAGCGUAUGGGAUGAGUGAGACUACCGGCCCCCACUGCAUGUCCGGGCCAUAUGUUUACCAACGUCACAGCUGUGGCAAAGCAGUCCCCGGCUGCAAAGUGAAGCUGGUGAACGUGGAUACCGAAGGCAAUGGGGAGAUCUGCUUUUGGGGGCGCACGGUCUUCAUGGGCUAUUUAAACAUGGAGAAUAAAAUCAAGGAAGCCAUUGACGAGGACGGCUGGCUGCAUUCCGGAGACCUUGGAAAGAUAGACAGAGAUGACUUUAUCUACGUCACUGGAAGAAUCAAAGAGAUCCUGAUUACAGCUGGUGGGGAAAAUGUGCCCCCGGUGCCAAUCGAAGAUGCUGUGAAGAAAGAAUUGCCUCUUCUGAGCAACACCAUGCUGAUCGGAGACCGGAAGAAGUUCUUAUCCAUGUUGCUGACUUUGAAGUGUGUCCUCGAUCCCGACACAUCGGAACCCACCGACCGCCUGACCCAAGAAGCACGGGACUUCUGCGAGAAAGUCGGCAGCAGAGCCACCAAAGUCUCCAAGAUCGUGAGGAAGCGAGAUCCAGCCGUGUACCGGGCUAUCCAAGAAGGCAUCGACCGCGUCAAUGAGCGGGCCGUUGCCAAUGUUCAACGCGUCCAGAAAUGGGCAGUCCUUGAAAAGGAUUUUUCCAUUGUGGGUGGAGAAUUUGGACCAACCAUGAAGUUAAGGCGACAAGCUGUGAUCGAGAAGUACAGGGACGAAAUCGAAGCUUUUUACAAAGACUGAAGCCGAGCUCCUCUCCGCGAGCCUCCCUGUGACGUAAAAUCAAUCCGGCCGCUCAAGCUUCAAUUUGUCGUUGAAGGCUUUCACGGCUGGAAUCCGCUGGCUGUUUUGGGUUUUCUGGGCCGGGUGGCCGUGGUCUGGUAGUUUUGCUCCUGGUGUUUCGCCCGCAUCUAUGGCUGGCGUCUUCGGAGGCACGUCAUUACGUGUUUCUGUGCCAUCUGACUGGGACGUGCAUCUGAACAUGCCAGCCAUAGAUGUGGGCGAAACAUUAGGGGCAAAACUACCAGACCACAGCCACACAGCCCAGAAAGCCCACAACAACCAACACAAAUUUCCUUUGAACAUCUCUGCAACGUCAGGAAUGGGCGGAUCUUGCUGGCUCUCUUCGUAGUUUCAGAAUUUUGCUACGUGUGGUAAUUUUGCAAAUCUCUGUAAUCUGGUUUGGCCAGGGUAGCAUAGCAUUUAGCAUUCAGACGAGUACCGUGGAAACUGAUUCAAAUCUCCGCUUUCCCGCUGAGCUCAGUAGGGGGACCUGGGCCCAGCCGCACCCUCUCGAACUAGCCUACCUCUGAUGGUUGUUGUGAGGCUGUGUGCUCUAGUCUGAGCCUUCCUAGAGGAAAGGAUGAAAUGGAUCGAUUUGAUAAGAACAUAAGAACAUAAGAACAAGCCAGCUGGAUCAGACCAGAGUCCAUCUAGUCCAGCUCUCUGCUACUCGCAAUGGCCCACCAGGUGCCUUUGGGAGAUCACGUGCAAGAUGU
Molecule: messenger RNA, 3091 nt
Organism: Sphaerodactylus townsendi
Lineage: Eukaryota; Metazoa; Chordata; Lepidosauria; Squamata; Sphaerodactylidae
Gene: ACSBG1
Product: acyl-CoA synthetase bubblegum family member 1
Exons: 14
Coding region: 321-2336 (671 amino acids)
Cellular component (GO): endoplasmic reticulum; membrane
Molecular function (GO): long-chain fatty acid-CoA ligase activity
Source: RefSeq, a predicted model, not a curated record